AGAGAACAAACGCGGCUUCAUCUCUCAACACUGAGUGAUCCACAGAAGAAAAACCAAGAGCAGGGACGAAAAAAGUUGAGCUCAUCUUCGCUGCACUUCUUCGUUAUUCUUACAGCCUCCCCCCUCUUUUUAAAAGUAGGACCACAUAAGUACGAAAUACGUACAUCUAUAUGUAUAUGCUCUAAUGUUUAUAAGCAGAACACUUUUGUCUGACUAAAACAAAAAACAAAGCAAAACAAGAACAGCCUUGUGCUCUUGUACGUGUGAGGCGGUGUUAAGGAAGCAUCGUGCGCUUUGAGUAUACGUAAGUAUUUUUAUUCAUUUGUUAGUGAUCUUUCUUUACUUUGACGCUUUCGUUGAACUACCAAGCAAAUAAACAUAGCACUACGAGACAAGGGACGUACGUGACGCUUUGGCGUUGACAGGCGGUGCAUCAAUAUUUCUCCCCCCUCUUUUAAAACGAAAAUUGUGUUUCUUUUUUUUUCCCUUUUCUGUGUUGACACCAUCAUCUCUUCUCUCUUGCCUUUCUUGCAGAGUAGUAAGUUCGCUACAGGCGUAAAAUAAACUUGUUCAGAGGAGCAGCGCGUGUUUAACGCUCUUCAUUAUAUUUUAAUUGGAUAGUUUUCAUUAUCUUUUUUUUUUCCUUUGGUUCAUUUCGUGCAAAUAAAGAAAGGCCGAAAGGAUCAUAAGUUCUACCCUCCAACACAGCACAAGUGACAAAUAAUCUCCAAUAUUAAAAAAAGCUGGCAGGAGGUGGUGGACAAGGCUGCGUUGAAGCGUAGGACAGCGCUGAUUAAAAAAAAGGCCAUUGACGGCAACCGUAGGUAACUACUAUUUUCCCUUGCUUUGCUUUGUGUCCUGCGACUAAGUUUGCAGUCUUUCAUUUGUGCUCUAAACUUUUAGUUAGACCCUUUUCUUUUUGUGUGUUCCCACUAACGUUAUUCCACUCCUGUUUUUCUUUCAUUCUUACUACUGGUGCCGUGCUUACUGAAGGUAGUGGCUUGAGCACAUGCCGAACGCUCGCUCUCCUCCGUCUACGGAAAGCGUUACGCGGGAUGACCCCAACGCCGAUCCCCCAAGCCGCUCUGCAUCCGUCAUCACUCCCGCCGGACCGAACCGUGUCCGGCGUGCGGCCGCGUUUCUCGUCUCAUUCGUUCGUCUCUCCAAGUACGGCCUCGGCGUUGUCCUUAUUCUGUGUGUCACGGUGAUCUGGGUCGCGUCAUCUGAGUUCAUUCAAUAUAUCUUCGAAUCGUUGGACUUCAACAAGCCGUUUUUCCUCACCUACUUCAACACCACAGGUUUUUGCCUAUGGAACGCGGGCUUUCUGCUGUCAUCGCAGUGGCGACGCACGCCGUGGAAUGAGGAGUCGAGGACGCAGCCGGUGUGCAUCGAGGAUGCUCGGCUGGAGUCGAAGCCGGACCUCGAGGAGGAAGACGAGCCUACGGGGGGAACGGAGCCUGCCUCGCCGGAAGAAAUCGGCGGCGCGCCGGGCGUUGGUCAUCGCACCGGUUUGCCGCCGCCAUCGUCGCCGAACAGGAACGCCUCGGUGAACAUCACCCUCGCCUGUGCCGUCGUUGAUGGAGAUGUGCAAGGGGACGAAAAGCUGCCACCUUUGAAUGGAGGUUGUUGCGGUGCGCCGGGUCGCAAGCACCACGGAUCCGUCUCACCUCCUCUCCGGCGUAACGGCGCGCACGGAGCGCAUGUAGCGCACACCAGAGAGCCGGUCUCGCCGUCUGCGCCAGGGCCGUUGCUGCCGCCCAAUGCAUCACGUGGAUCCUUUACCAGUGAGCGGCAUGGCGGUGGCGGUGGACCAGGGAACCGAUUAGCCGACAACGACGACGUGGACAUGAGGAGUGAACUCGGUGAGGCGAACGGCACGGUCGUCAUGACGCAGCGGUGCAUGGCAGAUGAGUGCCGGGACUACUCUCUCCCCUCCUCCUCCGCCUCCAGCGCUCGCGAGGAGGUGGUGACGGUGGUGUUUACCGACGAGUACGACCAGUACGACGAGCGCGUGGCGAAUUCGCGUGCGUCGCGUGCAACGCUGCACGGUGGUGGAGAAGGAAGAUUGGCGCAGGGCAUCGCAGAGCAACAGCGGGACGCGACGCGCCAUUCAGGCGUCAUUUCGCCUGAGCUGUUGGAGCAGGAUCCGUUAGAGGGGCCUCACCCUCGCCGCUCGCACAAGCGCGCGCGUCAGCAGCGCAUCUUGCGUUACUCCCUCCGACGAAUUUGGACGUGUGCGCUUUGCUUCUGUCCGUUGUGGUUCCUGGCCAACUACCUCUUCAACCUCUCCCUCUCCAUUACCUCUGUCGCAUCCAACACGGUGCUGAGCUCCACCUCGUCCAUUUGGACGUUGCUCCUGUCCUACGUGAUGCUGCGGCAGAGGGUGGGAAUUCACCGCAUCGUGGCGGUGGCGAUGUGCGUGAGUGGCUCCAUCAUGGUCGGGCUGGCCGACAAGGACGCCACCGGCGGGAACAACACCAUUGGCGGCGACAUCGCGGCUCUUUUGUCCGCCUUCUUCUACGCCGCCUACACCUCCGUCCUGAAGUGGUACCUGCCCGACGAUGAGCGCUACUCCAUGGGGAUGGUGUUCGGGGCAGUGGGUGCGCUGAACUUCGUUUUUCUCUGGCCGGGGCUGCCGAUCUUGAGUGUCACCAAAGCUGAGCCUUUCGCCUGGCCGACGGGGCAGCAGCUUUGGCCGUUGUUUGUUAACGCUCUCGUCGGAACGAACCUCAGCGAUGUGCUGUGGGCGCGCAGUGUGGUCUUGACGUCGCCAGUGGUGGCCACAUUGGGCCUGUCGCUGACGACGCCGCUCGCCAUGGUGGUGGACGCCAUCUUCAAACACGCCCACUUCAACGGAAUCUACAUUUCUGGGGCUGUCCUUGUGAUGCUGGGCUUUUUGUUGGCAAACUUGCCGAUUGAAAUUAACUUACGUGUUUAA
Leptomonas pyrrhocoris is the source of this 2938-nucleotide messenger RNA. RefSeq lists its product as hypothetical. NCBI's taxonomy places the organism in Eukaryota, Euglenozoa, Kinetoplastea, Trypanosomatida, Trypanosomatidae. Gene Ontology annotation, biological process: regulation of peptide transport; transmembrane transport. The record is from RefSeq and is a predicted model, not a curated record. Gene Ontology annotation, molecular function: transmembrane transporter activity. Bases 1010 to 2938 code for a protein of 642 amino acids. Gene Ontology annotation, cellular component: membrane. The transcript has a single exon.